CGUUGAAAUGAUUCGUUCGAUUGCCUUCACAAUUUACGUCAUAAACAUUUUUAUCGUUCUCUAACUUGUGACCUUACGUGCGACAUUGAAGACUGAUUAUGUGAUGUGUUUCGUUCUUGCGUAACCCGAAAAAAAGUUGAAUGAAAAGGAAGCGCAGUCGGGUGAAGGGAGCGAUCGCAUUUUGACACUUCGGCUGUCCGAAAAAUCUGGAUAACUUCAAGCACUCGCUCAGGAAUAAUUUAAGAUGAUUGAAAAUGUAACUUGGACUAUUGCUGGUGUUAUAGUGGUCUUCGCUUUCAUAAAAUGGUAUCUUGGUAGAAACGAUGACUAUUGGGAGAAGAGAGGCGUACCUUAUGCGCCGCGCAUCAGUUACUUCGGACUGUUGUUCAAGCUCGCUUUUUAUGACAUUACCGAUCUUUUGAAAGACAUGGCAAAUAAGCCAUUUGGAAAAGUAUUUGGUUCAUUCGAAGGCAGCCUGCCUACCGUUGUCGUCGCCGAGCCGGAACUUUUGCGGGAUAUACUUGUUAAGGAUUUCCAUAUCUUCCCUUACAGAAGGCCUAUGACCACCGGAGAUCCUAUUGCCGACAACAUGGUCAGCCUAAUGAUUGGAGAAGACUGGAAACGGGUUCGAACUAUUAUUACUCCAGCAUUCACUUCCAAGAGGAUGAGACAGAUGAGUUCUAUCAUAAAUGAGUGCUCAAAAUCAGUCGUGGAAGUGUGCGAAGAAUAUUGCAAUAAGGGUAAACCAGUCAACUUCAAAAGCACCUUUGGGGCUUUCACUAUGGACGUGAUUGCAAAGUCAGCGUUUGGAACUCAAAUAAAUUCCCACAAGGACCCACAGAAUGAAUUUGUGAGAAAAGUUCGCAAAAGCUUUCUCAAUUUCACCAUCCCACGCAUGAUGCUUUCCAUCCUGCUGCCCAGCUGGUUAUUGAAAUGUCUUCCUUCCAGUCUCAACCCGAUGAGGUUCGACAAGGACAACUUCUUCCGCGAUGUCACGAUGCGCAUCAUUCAAAAGAGGACAGAGACUGGGAUGAGGUACAGCGACUUCUUGCAGCUCUUGAUGGACGCGGCCGACGAAAAUUCUCAAACCGAACAAGUUGAGGUUGUCGAAGAUGAAACGGAUCAAUUCGGAAGCAUCACAAGCCAUAACGGAUUAUCGACUUCUGGCAAAUACAAACAUCUAUCUGAGGAUGAAUUGCUGGCACAAUGCAUCUUGUUCUUCAUGGUUGGAUACGAGACCACAGCGACGGUGCUCACAUUCCUUGCUUAUUGCCUGGCAGUGAAUCCAGAAUGGCAAGAGAAGGUCAUAAAAGAAGUGGAUGAAGCAUUUCAACACCACAAGGAAAUGAGUUACGAUGCUGUGCGAGACAUGAAAAUUUUGGAUGCUGUGCUUUCGGAAACCCUCAGAAUGCACCCACCUGCUGCAUCUACAGAGAGAACUUGCGUGGAGGACUACGAACUUGUGAAUACAGGAAUUAGGGUUAAAAAGGGUAUGCGAAUUGCGAUUCCCGUUUAUGGAAUACACUACCAUCCGGAUUACUUCCAAGAUCCGAACACAUUUAAUCCAGAAAGGUUUAUGGAUUCUUAUGAGCCAAAACAUCAUCCGUAUGCUUACCUGCCUUUUGGCGCGGGGCCCAGAAAUUGUCUUGGAAUGCGCUUCGCCCUACUGGAGAUUAAAAUCUGUAUCUGCAAUCUUGUAUCUACAAAAGUUCCCUUGCAAUAUCAGAAAGGAAUGGUGCUUCUUUCUGUAAAUGAGCUUCCUCUUCUCUUGGAGAGAAGAACAGAUGUCAAGCAGAAAGUUUAGCAUCAGAAACAACAUGUAUUUUAAACGUAAUGCGUUUAAACAAAUGUGAUUACUAUAAAUCAAUAAACGCAAAAAU
Molecule: messenger RNA, 1880 nt
Organism: Argiope bruennichi
Lineage: Eukaryota; Metazoa; Arthropoda; Arachnida; Araneae; Araneidae
Product: cytochrome P450 3A41-like
Exons: 14
Coding region: 245-1804 (519 amino acids)
Molecular function (GO): steroid hydroxylase activity; iron ion binding; oxidoreductase activity, acting on paired donors, with incorporation or reduction of molecular oxygen
Source: RefSeq, a predicted model, not a curated record